This is a messenger RNA of Helianthus annuus (common sunflower), 1150 nucleotides long. RefSeq lists its product as uncharacterized. NCBI's taxonomy places the organism in Eukaryota, Viridiplantae, Streptophyta, Magnoliopsida, Asterales, Asteraceae. The record is from RefSeq and is a predicted model, not a curated record. The coding region runs from base 251 to 1150 and encodes 299 amino acids. The transcript has 3 exons.
CUGCUUAUGUCUGCGGGCGGGCAGACAUAAGGGUUAAAGACUGUUUGUUUUUUAAAAAAAAGAAGACCUGAAAAGGGCUUUUAUUAGCUUAAAAAAAGCACAUAUCUAAUAUCUUCAGAAACCACCAGAUCUUCACAUAUACGCUCCCUAGACACACGCUCCCCACACGACUCCUUCACUUCUCCUCCUGCUGUCACAGAUCGCCGCCACAGAUCGCCGGCUCCCACCGUCACCGAUCAAACUUCCACAGAUGGAAACUAAUGAUGGUCGACAACAAUGGACGCAUGAGGCUAUCAAAUGCAUGUUAGAAAUAUGUCUUGAAGAAAUAGGGAGAGUAGGUAGAAAUGGACAAAGCUUGCGUAGAGAGUCUUGGGGUAGGGUAGGAGCGAAACUUAAGGAAGAGUUUGGAUUUGUUUUGAAUGAAAAGCAAAUUAGAAAUGCUUUUGAUACCAUGAAAUCAAAAUACGUAGGAUGGUGCUAUUUGAGAAACAAGACUGGAAAUCUCUACAACCCACAAACAAAUAUGUUCACUUUAACGCCUCAAGAAUGGGAUGACUUUAAGAAGGGUCACCCAAGGGCAAUGUCAUUGAGAACACGACCAUUGCCUCAUCCUGACCUUUUCAUAGCUGUGUUUGAAGGCCUUAGUGCAACUGGUGGUAAUCAAUGGACAUCCACCCAAACAUCUGGGGUUUCAUCAUCCACACAAGUCCAAACACUUCAGAUAGAAGGUGCUAGUGUUCAUUUAGAAGAUGAUGAUGGAGACUCUCAUGAACAAAGUUUUCCAAUGGGUGAUGAAGAUCCUAUCAAUAAUGAGGGACCUAGUGUUCAACCCAAUGAUGAUUCAGAAGUUAGGCCCAAGAAAAAGGCUAAAACAUCUAAAAACUCCAUUACCCUAGAUGACUUGGCUAGUGAUAUGCGUGAUGCACUUAAGCAUAUGGUGAAAAACAUGGAAGGACCAUCGAUUGAUGAAUGUUAUGAAAAGUUGAAAUCAGUUGGGUUAGAGCCUAUAGAUCCCUUGUUUUUGGGAGCAUUUAACAUCUUUGGUCAGUCAACAUACAUGAGACAAGCAUGGAUGACAUUGCCAUCAGACCCUGAGGUGUUGAAAGAGUGGAUUAAAAUGACUGGGACGACACUUGGGAUGUUCAAGUAG